Molecule: messenger RNA, 452 nt
Organism: Haplochromis burtoni (Burton's mouthbrooder)
Lineage: Eukaryota; Metazoa; Chordata; Actinopteri; Cichliformes; Cichlidae
Product: scavenger receptor cysteine-rich type 1 protein M130-like
Exons: 3
Coding region: 2-388 (128 amino acids)
Cellular component (GO): membrane
Source: RefSeq, a predicted model, not a curated record
CAUGGACAUUAAUCCCCUGCUGCUGCUGAUGCUGCUGUGGAGCUCAGGACUCCAGGCUGAAGUAAAACACGAUUCAACAGAGUUUAUGAGGUUGGUGGGAGGAGCCAGUCGCUGUGCAGGCACACUGGAGCUGAAGCAUCUGGGAGAAUGGAGACGAGCUACUAGUGGAAAUGUAGUGGACUACUUUGAAAUGGAGGCAGCAGCUGCUUUCUGUCGAGAUCUGAACUGUGGCUCUGCUGUUUCUUUACGAAAGAGACAGGUGUCAUACCAAUCUUUGUGGCUACUCAUAGCUGAAUGUCGACCUGAUUAUGAUUUGCCAAGAUGUGUAAUGUCGUGGAACGCUUCUUCGGUUCUGGAGCUCACCUGUUCAGGUAAGCCAGACUGGUGAUAUUAGAUGAUGUCACCAGUCUGUGACAUCAUCUAAUGAUUGAUAGAGGUUGGUGAAGCAGACA